This is a messenger RNA of Aegilops tauschii subsp. strangulata, 1239 nucleotides long. The record is from RefSeq and is a predicted model, not a curated record. NCBI's taxonomy places the organism in Eukaryota, Viridiplantae, Streptophyta, Magnoliopsida, Poales, Poaceae.
AUGGCGUCUCAAAAUCCUAGCCACACCCUCUUUCUUGGACUGUCCAGAUCCACGCCACAUAAAGCGGCGCUCGCAGGCGGCGCGAUCCCAGCAAUGAAAACGGAGAUGGAGGUCAACUCCGGUGCCCCGAGCACCAAGAGGGCGGGGCUCGCGCCACCGGCGACGCCUUCCUCUAGUGGUUUAGCGGUAGCGGAUGGAAGCAGCGAGGGUACGCCUACUGGAUCCGAGGAUCAAGAAGAGCAGUCUGGUCCCGACCGCAUCAGCGACCUCCCGGACGGUGUCCUCGGUGAGAUCAUAUCCCGUCUGUCCACUAAGGAAGGCGUUCGCACUCAAAUCCUCGCACGUCAGUGGCGCCCUGUUUGGCGCGCCGCUCCUCUGAAUCUGGACUGCCGUGAGAUGCCUGCCCCACGUCUUUUUAACCCUCUAGAUCAAGUACAUUUCGAGUUGGUCACCGCGAACUCCGCCACACCGGAGGAACUCGUCCGCGUAACAUACACUGGAACUUUUUUUAGAGGAGAACAUGUCGGUGAAGAUAAUUCCUAUGAUGAUUCAUACCUUCCAGAGGCCAUCCUCUCUGGGCGUCAGAGUGCAGUUCGCCGCCCCUGCAUUCCGGCGUCCUACCUCGACUGCAGGCACUCCACGGUCGACGAUUGGCUUCGAUCCCCAAGACUGAACAAUCUCCAUGUGCUCGAGUUUUACUACCUGUUCCCACCAUGCUUGAGACAACAUGACAUAGGGCCAUUCUCAUGCCCUCCGCUCAUGCCAUCACCACCAGCAUUAAACCCUCAGAUUUCCUCCUCUCUCCAAACCAUCGCCUUUGAUCUUUGCAAGUUACCAGACAAUUAUGUACGGGUGCUUAAACUACCACUGCUCAGGAGACUCUCGCUAGUAGAUGUUGAUGUAUUAGACGUCUCAUUACAAAGCAUCAUCAGCUCUACUUCUCCUACACUUGAGUCUCUGCAGCUUGUUUGGACAGUCAGGCACCAUUGCAUCAGAAUAAACUCACCUAACCUUAUAAGCAUCGGCAUUUCUGGUUACUAUGGGAAAAUUGUUAUAGAAGAUGCCUCCUCACUUCAACGGUUGCUUUGUGAUGGUGAUUGCAAAAAGUUGCGGAUAGUUAUCACCUCUGCACCUAAACUGCAGGUCAUGGGCAAAUUAUCUAAUAUUUUCUGUGAAUCCGGCGUCACAAAUGACCGUAUAAUUAUUCAGUGUUUGCCGACAGUCAGCACAUCCACAUAG